Fusarium pseudograminearum CS3096 is the source of this 381-nucleotide messenger RNA. RefSeq lists its product as uncharacterized. The record is from RefSeq and is a predicted model, not a curated record. The transcript has 5 exons. NCBI's taxonomy places the organism in Eukaryota, Fungi, Ascomycota, Sordariomycetes, Hypocreales, Nectriaceae. The coding region runs from base 1 to 381 and encodes 126 amino acids.
AUGGCCCCCUAUCAUGCCUUCCCCAAAGCCAUGCAUGCGCAAGAAGUGACACUAGCAGUCGACGUUGAGCAUUCUGAAACAGACCUUGACUUACACCAAGAUGGUGUCCAGAUAGAUCUGGUUGGGUAUAUCUCAGGCCUUUCUGAGGGUCGCAUCCCGCUCAGUAAUAAUUACAGGAAGUUAUCCACCAAGUUCGCCAUGCUUCUUUUGGUCUUCAACAUCGCCGCUUUAAGUUCAAAUCCCCAGUGGAAAUUGAGGGGAAUGGCCUCAAAAAGAAGCUUGACUCAGGUUAUCGUCUCUGUUCGCCGCCUUUUGCACAACCAGACUCAAAUUCCACCCAUAGUACUGUACAUCAAAGUCCCUCCACCUCGACGUCUCUAA